AUAUUCAUUACGAGUUUAAUACCAUAUAAAUUUCUUGGAAAAGCCUACAAAAUAAAAUUGUAUUUAUGACUGUUUUAAGGAUAAGAUGGAUUGUGUGUUAUAUUCUAUAUAACCCCGAGUCUCAUGUUGAAAAUGGUAACAAAACCAAAUUCAUUUAAAACGCCUCCAACAUCCAGAGGCAAUAGUCCAUCCAGAGGAAACACUACAAUUAGAAGUAGAAGCCCUUCUAGAAGUACCAACAAUAAUAGAGGUAUAAGCCCGUCAAAACAAAAAAACUCAACCAAUCCUAAAAAUGGUGAAAAAGAACCACCCUCUACUAGAACCGGUAGAUCACCCAAUAGAAAUCGAACUACGCCAAACGCUGGUACUCAAAGAAACGUGGGAAAGUCACCUGUCAGGUCAAGAGGAACUAGUCCCAGUAGCAAAAGUACUGCUUCGAUUAGUACUAAUGGUACUAUGGGAAGUAGUGAGGUGAAUAAAAGAUUUAGGAGACCUAGCGAAUCCGGAAGUAUAGAAAGGCUAGACGAAGAUAAUAAUUUACGGAGAAUAAUUACAAGCUACAAUCAGGACGGGGACAACAUUAAUGUGGUAGUAAGGGUAAGACCACUUAGUAAGAAAGAAAUAAAAAGCGUGGACAAUAAUGUGGUACAAUUUCCAGGCAAUGGACAAAUUUUGAUUACUGAUGUACCGGGUGGUUCAGGAGGCGGGCUCAAAACGAAAUUAUUUUCAUACAACGUUGUUUUUGAACCGGCAGCUACUCAAGAAGAUGUGUUGCAAUAUUCUGGAAUGAAGCGCUUAAUAGAAAUGGCAGUUGAAGGUUUCCGGUGUACCUGUUUUUGUUAUGGUCAGACCGGAAGUGGAAAAACACACACCCUUACUGGACCUCCUGGUUUGUUUGGACUGAAGAAAACACCUUAUAGUGAUGCACACGGUCUAGUGUUUAGAUCGUUCAUGUACUUAUUUCAGAAACUUCAAGAGCAACCUGAUAAGCAUUUUAUUCUUAAGGCUAGUUACUUAGAAAUAUACAACGAAAAGGUGAUAGACUUAUUAAAUCCAGGAAGUGCCAGAAAACCUUUAGCUGUUCGGUGGAGUAAAAAAGCAAGAGGUUUCUUUGUAGAAAAUUUAUUUACCGUUGAUUGUGAGGAAUUAGACGAUUUAAUUGCUGUUCUAGAAGAAGGUUUGAGGAACAGAUCGGUAGGAAGACACAACAUGAACGAAUAUUCCAGUCGAAGUCACACGAUACUGACAGUACACAUAACAUCGGAACAACCCGCAGAAAAUGGUGUUUUUAUUUCACGAACUGGAAAAAUUAAUUUCGUUGACUUGGCAGGAAGUGAAAUGACAAAGAAAACUCAGAGUGAAGGAAAAACUUUAGAGGAGGCGAACAAUAUCAAUAAAAGUCUAAUGGUUUUAGGCUAUUGUAUAUCUUCUUUAAGUGAUACAAAGAAGAAAAUAUGUCAUAUUCCUUACAGAGAUUCCAAGUUGACUAAGUUAUUAGCUGAUUCUCUAGCAGGGAACGGAGUUACUCUAAUGAUUGCAUGCAUUUCUCCAGCAAAAUCUAACCUUUGUGAAACAUUAAAUACCUUGAGAUAUGCUGCUAGGGCAAAAAGAAUUAGAACGAAACCUAUUGUUGUUAUGGAUCCACGAGAAGCUCUGAUCUUGAGUUUAAAACGUGAAGUGGAUGUACUGCAAAAUGAAAACGAACAUCUCAGGACAGCUUUGCAUGUGUAUUCCACGUCAAAUCUUUCAUCGGAUGAUAAAAAUGCAGGUUUAGAUAAUUUGAUUGGCCAUAGUCCACCUCACGUAGAUUUAGAGGAACUAGCUAAAAUGGAAGGUCACGAAUUGGUAGAACUAGUAAGGAUUUACGUAAAAGAAAACGAUAUUUUGCGUAAAGAAAAUGUGGAGCUGUAUUCAUCCAGAGACAUACUCCAAAGGGAUCAUGAACUUGUCUGUAGAGAAAACGAGCGGCUGUUGAAGAAGUUGGAAGAGUUAAAUCCUCCUCCAUUAUCAUCUGGCAGACAAACCCUAUCGGCAGAUGCUCUAAAUUCAAUAGAUGAUAACUCACCCACAACCAAUUUUUGGUCGAACUCAGAUCAAAAGAAAUCAACGGACACAAACAAAGAAAUGCCCGAAUUCAUACAAAAAAGAAUGGAUAAACGGUUAGGAAAUAGGGGUAAAGAUAUGAAUAUGACACCUAGGGGAAGGCCUAGUUCAUGGGACGACAAGCCCAAUGGUCCGAAAAUAGUGAGAAUUAAAAGUUCAAAGUCGGAUGACAGUUCGGGAAGUAGAAAUAAAGAACCAACAAAACAAAAUAGUUUACAGUCUGAAUUGGGUGAAUCUUCACAAGAAAGGAGAUUUUCGAUGGCCAAAGCGAAAGAAAUGGACAAAGAUGGCGUUUUUGGAAGCGCUAUCACUUUGACAGAUGAGGAAGACUUGUAAUUAUAUUAUUAAUGGAGCUUGGUUUCGUUUAAAAAAAGCAUUACCAUCAUAAACUAAAAUCUGUCCAGCGAGAGGAUACAUGACAUUGACAUUUGUUUCUGUCAUUUAGUUAUUACAGGUAAAUUUUAUUAUCUGUAAUUUUUUGGACGACGUCUGUCGAAAUCUUCCCCGACUCGUUGGACGGACUUUAGUAUCAUCUAUUUAAAUAUCAUCAAUUUACCAUAUUUGUUUAAAACAUAGAUAAAAAGAAACCUUCUUCUUUAAGUCAUGGAUUCAUUGCUGUAAUUAGGUUUAAAUAAUUUUAAUAAAUAAAAACAUAAAAAUUACAUCAUUUAUAAUUACUGUCAGUUUAUUGCAAACUUAUACAGCAAUCAAUGCAAUAUAAAAUACCGUACUAUCAAAACGUUUUAAAAAAUUCUAAAUUCAAAUGUAAUUUCUCAAAAUAAAUUGCUUACCUGUCAUCAUAUACGAAUGAAGUACGAUAGAAUAAAACAA
Messenger RNA from Sitophilus oryzae (rice weevil), 2934 nucleotides. RefSeq names its product kinesin-like protein KIF12. Gene Ontology annotation, molecular function: ATP binding; microtubule motor activity; microtubule binding. The record is from RefSeq and is a predicted model, not a curated record. Lineage: Eukaryota; Metazoa; Arthropoda; Insecta; Coleoptera; Curculionidae. Gene Ontology annotation, biological process: microtubule-based movement.